Asterias rubens (European starfish) is the source of this 8502-nucleotide messenger RNA. RefSeq names its product rho guanine nucleotide exchange factor 28-like. The record is from RefSeq and is a predicted model, not a curated record. Gene Ontology annotation, biological process: regulation of Rho protein signal transduction. NCBI's taxonomy places the organism in Eukaryota, Metazoa, Echinodermata, Asteroidea, Forcipulatida, Asteriidae. Bases 408 to 6386 code for a protein of 1992 amino acids. The transcript has 49 exons. Gene Ontology annotation, molecular function: guanyl-nucleotide exchange factor activity.
CCGCUAGGUGGUAGAAGGAAACCAGCUACGAAGUGAUACCAUUAAUUUAUGGCGGAAGAGAGUUUUUGUUUUGUCGAAGAGAAAUUGCCGGUGCUGUGACAAUUUUGGAAUUUAAAAUUAUCUCUUUUGGAAUACGUGUGUGCGACAUUAUGACAUAGAGUGAGGAAAAGACGUUUACAGGUCCUCAUACACCAAACUUGAGGCUUUUCAAACAAGGGUUCACCAAGGAAAUGAUGAACACGACGGACACUACAGGGAUAAUACCAAUCCGAUCUGUAGGAAAACACUUGUUCUUCUUAGUACCAAGGUCUGCCCAGUACUAGUCGGAUUUAUUCGUUUUGCUUCCUGGAAGUUCCUGGAUUUAAUAUACGUACAUGUAGCUACUCUGGAUUGAAGCUUCUGACAACAUGCGUAACAAAGGGGACAACUGCCACAUGGCCUUCUCACCUCAAGAAUCACCAAUCUAUGGUGGUGGUCAGAUCGUGGUUGUAUUUUCCGAGACGAGUGACCUCCCCGGCCUGGAUGCCGAGAUAUUUCUAGUGUUUCAGGGGUCCAAGUCACGACACGUAACGCUGGCUCGACGACUGGACUACCAUACCAUUCAAGCUAUCAUUCCAGGCCACAACAGCUUUGAGUCUGUCCACCUCUCUGUGUAUGCCUCCGAAGGUGGUAACCCACACCUCAUCUCAGAAGGCACCCUGAACUUUGUUCAAGAUUCCACCUACUACUUAGCCCAGUUCCUGGCCUCCAGUGUGUCUGAUAUUACUGCCCUGGAGAACCCGUCCUCCAUCAAGUCGGAAAGGUUCAACUUGUGGACAGAGGACAUGUCCACGCUGGAUGAGCGACUCACCACAGCCUUUGAGCAUCUUGAGUUGUCACCGAGCUGGCGACUGGUGGAGGAUACAUCCAGACUGGAGCAAGAUCCUCCCCCGAGAGAAACACUUCUUCAUUUUGCGACCCGUCUUGGUCUUCCUCAAUUUGCAGAGCACCUAUUGGAUAAGGCUGGCAGUGACAUCGCCCUGAGGUUGCCCAAUCAGAACGGUGAAUUGGCGGUGGCGCUUGCCAGGUCACAUGGCUUAGAUGACUUAGCGGAUCGCAUGAACGAACACGGCUUUGGAGGCAGUUCGCAUCAAUCGGCCGAUCUAGGUAGAGUUCAAAGCAAGUCAGUGAUGGUGAAGAGACACUCUCUCGGCACGGCUACCAUCAGCACCAACACGACGGAGGAUACAAGGUCGUUAGAGGAAGAUAUACAGAUGCUGAAGGAGAUCGUGAGCUUCAUGGGGGUAGAAGUAGAGAGUCCCCCAGCGGGUAGAUCCACUGAAGACCCACCUAGUCCGGACUACUUCUCUGUGGGGAGCUUACCAGCGAGACUACCAUCGGAGAUGUUACCUUCUAGGAUGUCAUCAGACCAGUCCAGUCAACAGUACUUCUCAGCAGCUGACGAGGAAGAUGAAGACAGAGGAGAUGAAGAUGAAGAUGAAGAUGAGGAGACAGAGAUACAAGAAAACAUUCCUGAGGAAGAAGUACUAGGAGAGAGCAUGGCACAUGUUCACGUAUUAAAAACCAAAGUUCAAAGGUUACGGGCCAGUAACAAGGAGUAUUUAACGGCAGAGGACGCAAGAAGGGAGUCUUUGUCGCGGUUUAGUUCAUCUUGCCCAGUUCUUGCCGACGAGAGCGAAAAAAUCCAUAUUCCAAACAUUCCAAUGAGGGGUCGAGCAGCAACCAACUACCACCAAAGCAGCGUUGAGGAGGAGGAUGAGUCGACAGAGCCCGAUCUGAGCAUCCUCUCACCAGACCCCCUCCUCCUUGAGGAAGAAGACACAUCCUUCCCCGAGGCAGACAUCACCGAUGCUCCAUUUCCCACGGAGAACUCCGUCUCGACGGAACCCUUUGCCGAAGAUGACGUCUCGUUUCCAGAGGAGCCUAUUUUUGAGGAGUCGAACAAAGCCGUGAGAAUUCUCGUUGAUGAUGUGAGUGCAGAGGUCAAUAGGUCAGAGGGCGUGACCCCAUCUGGUCUAACGGCUACAUCAAGGCAAGAGCAAAGCAGUUCACCGAGCGAUUCUGUGAACAGUCUCCAGGAGCCAGGGCAUCUGUCUAGAGGUCGUCGAAACAGCUGGGGUCCAGAUCCAACAGAUGAGGUUAUAAGUCCGACUGAAGAUGUAUCAUUGCCUCUUAGCUUAUCGGCAAGAAGUAAGAGCAUGGGUAAUCUGGAUAGAGGAAGCGAGCAGGAGUUCCACGACGCUAAGGAAUUGUUAACCCCGAAGACAUCCCGAAGCUAUUUAGAGGGCUCACCAGACAGAGGUCCGAGUGCCACGUCAUCGCCCAUCGACGGCCGAGGUGCAGCAGUGCGCCAGAGCUCACCUGACGUCAUCUCAGAUGAUGCAACGGACUUAAACACCAACGAGGUUGACGUGACAACCAUCCUGCCUCCAGAUAAUGCUACAUCCCUCCCAACGAGGGCCGAAAUCGAAGCAGUACCCCUCCGCAAAAAGAACCAAGAUACUCAGAAACAAUCCGGUCGCCGGAAGGUCAACUCACUUUUCGCCCCCUCAAGGACUAUUGAGCUGCGAACGGAUGGCUCUUCCAAUGAGUGUAGCAUGGGAGACGAGCCGCUCACACCCCCAUUGCCCAACAGUGCACCGCCCGUCGUCACGCUUACUCUUACUCCGAGGACCCUGGACUCGAUUCAGUCCGUUGUGGAGGUGGAGGAUGACUCCGACAUCAGUCGUGAUUCCGAUCUUGACGAUGCCCAGAAGGACUUGACGGCCAAGCAGCGUAAGGCACGUCUGUCAUUGACAGAGUUCCUGAAUGAUCCAAGGAACUUCCAGGGGGACCCAGAGGCAGCGGCAGCCGCGUUGAAGGCAGAGCAGGAGGCAUCACAAUCACCAAUCCACGCAAGGACGCAGUCCAUGUCGGCAAGCGACAUGGAUCAACCUAAAGGUGUGAUUAGAAAGUUUAGCUUCCUGAGGAAAAACAGAACUAAGACAAAAGAUCCAAAUAAGCCAAAAGAAGAGAACAAGAAAGACAAGGAACGAGGAAAACAUCAAUUUGUCACGGUCUCCUUCUCCAAUUCCACCAAGUGUGAUUUCUGUGACAAGUCUAUGGCCAACAGAGACGCCCUACAAUGCAUCACUUGUCAGGUGAACGUACACAACAGCUCUUGCAAAGAUCAUGUCCAAGGCUGCACAAAGCUUACCAAGCAUCCUAAACCGAAGCCCAACAGUGGAUCCCAAAAUCGUCUCAGCGCUAAACCAGGAACUUCUUUGGGGUAUUCCCAGUCAGUGAAUGAAAACUCCAGAAGGCCUACAUCGUCAGGCAACUUUACAUCCAAGAUGCAACAGUUGCCAUUCCAGGGGAGUUUGACCGAUCUCAGGUUACAUGGAAUACCAUCAUCAGUUGGUAUGGACACUGGACGUUGGCAUUGGCACCGCGUGGCCGUAAAGUUAGGGGUCAAGACGAUUGAAGAAAGCGAAGAAUUAGAAGAAGAUGAGGAUAAUUCACCCAAAGCUUCUAGCUUAAGCAACAACAACAUCUCAGUAUCCAUGGAGUCGCUGGACGAGGUUACGGCCAGCACCUUGUCGUUUGAGGAGGACGAAGAUCUCGUCUCUAAAGGUCCCGAGCCAGAAUCAUGGAGCGUCACGGCAGAAAAGAAGGUUUUGAAAAAGAUGAGCCAUAAAGAAAUCAAAAGGCAGGAUGUUAUCUUUGAGUUUAUUAAGACAGAGAAGCAUCAUUUAAGAACACUCAAGAUAAUGCAAAAGAUCUUUAGUUUAGGGAUGCACGACGAGCUAAAGAUGGAACCCUCAGUAAUCAACAAAGUCUUCCCAUCGUUAGAGGAGCUCGUUAAGGUCGCAGUGCAGUUCAAUGAAGCUCUUCAAUCCAAACAGCGAGAUGGUCAUCCUGUAGAGACAAUAGGAGAUGUCUUAGUCAAUCAAUUUGACAAGGAAACUGGGAAGCAAAUGAUGGAAGCCUAUGCUUACCUGUGCUGCAGACAGAUUGAGGCGGUUGCUUUGUAUAAGGAGUUGUAUAAGACAGACAGGAAGUUUCAAGCGUUUAUCAAGAGAUGUAGUACCAACGCGCUAUGCAGGAGGUGGUCAAUACCAGAAUGUAUACUUAGUGUGACCAACAGACUAACCAAGUAUCAUCUACUCAUCGGAGCUAUUAUGAAACCUACCAAAGCUGCCAAAGUCGACAAAAGUGAAUAUCCAAAUCUUCAGAAGGCACUACAGCUUGUCAAGAACAUAUGCCAAGACGUGAAUGUACACGUGAAUGAGUAUGAGAGACAUCAGAGAUUGAUGGACAUCUACAACAAGCUGGAAGCUAAAUCAUCUGGAAUGCUGAAAAGUGGCAAGAAAUUCAAGAAAUCGGAUCUGCUGUCGAGCAAUCGGAAGCUGAGACAUGAAGGAGAGUUGAGGUGGAAGUCUGCAAGGGGUAAGCUGACUGAGGUGAAUGUGGUGGUGCUUAGCGACGUGGUUAUACUACUCCAGGAGAAUAAUCAGAAGUAUGCCUUUGCAUCGCAGGACAGCAAGCCUCCUGUGAUCCACCUACACAAGCUGAUGGUGCGAGACGUCGCUGUCGACAAGUGCAGCAUCUACCUGAUCAGUCCAAAUAAAGCCGGACCUGAGAUGUAUGAAGUCAAUUGUGAAAACACGGACAAGAGGAAAAAAUGGAAGGAGAUUCUGGAACAGGCGAUCAUAGAUUGCCCAGAUGAAGAUGAAGGAGUUGGUGAAGACGCUGAAACGGAUGAGGAGAAGAAAGCUACUGAAGCAAGAGCAGCAAAGAUCAAGAAACUUCUUGACGAGAUGCAGGAGAAGGAUCAUAAGAUAAAUGAGAUCAUGGAGGAGAAAGCUAAGCUGGUUGAGGAGCUCAAAGACACCCUCAAUAAAGAUGACGUCUUAGGAACGCUAAAGUCCCCUAUCAUAGCAGACAAUGAUUGUCAGAUGCAGGAAGCCAGACAGAUUCUCCUAGCAGCUAUUGCAGAAGCCCAUCGGCUGACAGCAGUUGUAUACAGUGCCGGGGCUGGACUAACCAGGAGUGCAAGCAGCGCUGGGGAGAGGGAAAGCGGCUUAUUCCAAGUUCACUCUCUCCCUAAGAGAGCUGAGACGUUUGGAGGAUUUGACAAACAACAAGAUUUGUUUUUUGUAGCUGCUCCGGUUGUGAAGAAGCGUUUUACAAUGCACGUCAAGGAGCCAGAUUCUCGUAGUUACAGCGUUCCUAACCUCACCAAAGUGGACGGGGUUGAACAGAAUGUGGUUGAGCUUCAUGCUCAGCAGGGGUCGGACCCGAAUCUACUCUCUGAGAGCUAUCAAGACAACACGGACAUGCUGAAGAAGGAUCAAGACAGGUUAUCUGAUAACUCAAGUCGGCUGACCGUAGACAGUAACAGCUCUAUGAGUGAAGAUGUACCUGAAGGUUUACUGAGGGAUGAGAAGGCCGUCUUGUCACCUGAUCAUGUCGUCAGCGUCAACCACCUGUUAAAACACCUCAAUUCAUUACUGUGUUUAACUACAAGAAAAGAAACUGCUUACGAAAGAAUGAGAUCCCAGUUGUUAGAGGCCAAUAUGAAGAUUAAAUCAUUGAGCGGUACAGGGGAGGCUCACAAGAUGAGACAUUACAAAUCCAACUCAAUGGGCACUCAAGGCUUAGCAUCACUCAAUAAAUCACCGAGCAGCGUUGAUAGAGAGAGAUUCAGCAGCAUCCGGGAACGAACUAAAAAGGAUCCGAGUGAAACGAAAGACAAAAGCAGAAAAGACUCGAGUGAGACCAAGGAGAAGCUCAGGAAGGACUCAUCACAAGAGAGCAAAGGAAAGACGUCCGAGAAGGAUAAAGGAAAGAGAGACUCUCAGGUGGACGGUAAGAGUCCGUACGAGCCACCGUUUGCCGGCGUCAGGACUAACGAUCAAAGCCUACGAAAAAUAGCCUUUGGUGAAAUCCUCUACGAUGACAAUAGCGUUCAUGCCAGUCAUGGGCUUCAGGCCGAGAGCCCUAAGUCCAUCAUGAAACAUCGAGCCGGGAGUGACAUCACAAGACCCACCCACGGAGAACAACAGCAAUUGGAGAAAGCCGGCACGAGGACGUCGAGGCGAGACCUCGUGCCGGAGCACCUCCUGAGUGCGACUAAUGAACUGCAGGCAUCGAGCGGGCCGGUUCAACAGAAGCUUCCGAUGAAGCUCUCCACCCUCGCGUCUCUCUCAUCCUCGUCCUCGGUCUCCUCCUCGAGUAAACCUCAGCAGAUGAUUCCGAACAAACUCAUGUCAUCUAAGACGUCCUCAACGUCCCCAGUACCCACGAGGAACGGGAAUAGAGUGUCGCCGAAGGCUGAUCAGAAAUCCAACCAGUUGAACAAUCAACGCGGCCAGGGUCCAGAUCAGAAUGUUAUAUACUUCUAAAUCACAGGUUGAUGUAUCCACAUGAAGGAUUCCUUCACCAGGCUGAAUCUCUGGGUGGUUCGUCUUUUCCGUUAACAGCAAUAAUUAUAAAAGCACAGGACGCAUUUUUCUUCUACUGGAUGCUUGAAGUGUGGUGCAAGUCACGGCCUCCUCGCUGCAGAGACAGAUAGCAGCUUACUGAACGCCAGCUUCAAAGGGUCGUCAGUAUGUGGACAUUUGAUAUUAGUAAAAAAAAAACAAUGUACAAAAUAAAUCGCAAGCUGUACAGCUAAAAAAAAGUUUUUAAAUACUCCAGAGUAAGUGUGUGAUCAAACACAGUGUGUAGAUUGAGAUUUAAAAAACAGAAGAGAUAUAUGCUAAUAGUAUCUUGUGAAUAAAUUAAAUUUAAAAAAGUAUGUAUCAUAAAACAAAACAAAAAUGCAGCCGUUCCACUAUUUUUUAGGUCGAGAAUUUGUACUACUUUUGUUGCGGCCAGAAUAUAUUACCAGAGAAGAGUUGAUGUUGAUAACUUUCUGGGGUAAAAAUGUGUAAAUUAUGACAGGGACAAGUUGAGAUGGAAGUUUGGACUGGGACUCAAGUUUGUUGUGAAAUGUUAAACAUAUUGUACAGCAGUUUGCUUGUUUUUAUAGCAAGUAUAGAGUUUUCAGGGGUAAUUCAGAUCAUAUUUGACUCAUGUCCACUGAGUUCUUAUUCAAUUUGUUUUUGUGAUAAAUUUUAAUAGAGUAAUUUUAUCUGAAAUAGAGUAUUUGGUAAUGUGAAAAGGCAUGCAUUUUUUUUAACAGUUUUUUUUUUCUUUUUCUUUUUCUAGGCGCCAUACAAAAAGUUUAGGUUUUCAGUUUUGAUAACCCGUCAGGGUAAUGAUGGAUUUUCAUUGUAUUUUUUAUUUUUAGUUUGGGGCAUUGUGGACAAAAGUAUUGAAUUCAUAAACUCUGUCAAUUUUAGGGACGAACGUAUAUUUUUUGAGGGGGUUUGGAUUUUGUUUGGAGUUUUUCUCAUCUCUGUGUCACUUUAAGACAACAAUUAUUUUCAUCGCCUUAUGGCCAAUUAAAGGGGAACAAAGACUGUAAAAGCAUUACCAUUGGAUGGUGUCCGCCUGGUGGCCAUUUUGUUUUUUUCCUGCAGCCAUCUCACUUUGUGCAGUGGGCAUUAGUUUUAAAAUGGCGGACAAAAAGCCGCUAAUUUUAAAUUGCUGUGUCUCUUUAUAAAAGGUAGCAGACCCCUCACUUAAAGUUGAGUUUUAAUUAGCAGCUUGAGAGGGUUUUACAAGUUUAUUUCACAUCAAAUGAAAAGAGAAAAGUUGUAAAAUAACACUGGAGCCUUACAAAAACAAACACCUUGAAUCCUAGUGUCUUAAUAAAUGGGAUACGGCAUAACACAAACGAGAAUUUAUUUUUCGAUAUCCGCUUAUUCUGAAAAAAAAAUCCAGAAAGCUGUCAGAAGCUGUCAAACACUGGUCUAUAUUAAAUGUGUUUUGUAUCUUUGAAGGGCUGUGAAAAAAUAAUCGAGUACAAACAAAAACCUGCAAGUAAUUCCACAAAGUUGGGAAAGAAAUUGAAAAAAUAUAUACUCUUUUGUCACACUGUCACAAAAAUAAAAAAAAUAUUCAAAACGAAAUUUCCGAGUUGAUUGCAACAAAAUCAACUUCUACUGUGGAAUAUGAUUGGUCAACAGAGCUAGUCCCAGACAGUUUCAUCCAAUCACGUGCCACCUUAUGGAAAGGUUUUGAUAAUGUGUUGAUAUGUUCUGCAGAUUGAGACCAAUCAAAACAGGUUGUUUUGAGGUGACCUUUGGGCUGACCCUGCCAGGGCCCAAAGUCAUAGAGUUGCGAUGAACUCCCUUGUAAUUCGUUGCAAUAUUUUUUGCUCUAUGAUUUUUGGUCCAGUCUACAUGUAAAGAUUAGGAUAUUCAAAAGGUCGUACCUUUAAACAAACCUGUAUUGAUUACUACCAAACAGUUCCCCCUCCCCACUCUUUCAACUCUAAACAUGAGCGUUGUACUGUCUAAUCUUACGUGAAUCCUAGUUUGGAGAAAACAGGGGUAUCAUUACUAACGAAAAAGUCUGAAACUUGGGUACAAAUUCAAAGGUACGUUGAAAUGAUGGCAUUUCUACUGUUUG